UUGACGGUCUAUGCUAGCCGUAAGGUCAAACUCAAACACAGAACAAAAAAGACACACUGUAUCACUAAAUGGGAGGGAAUGACCACUAAAACAUUGGCCACUAUUCGUUAUUGAAUGAUAUAGAGUAUGUUGUACCUGUGUCAGGUAGGCCAGAGUAUUGCAGAGUAGAGCUGCCAUCGUUGGAAAACACAGUAUAUUCCUCGUAUGGUGAGAAAAUAAUAUUUAUGACAAGACGUUUCUAAUUAGUAAAUGUUCUUUUACGCAGAUAUCUCAUUAUAACAAGACACAUUUUACGUCAAACUGACAAAUAAUUCGCCUUAUAAUGGCGUGUUUUUAUCAAGACAUGACAAAACGGGGUAUUAAGGUUAGGCAGGAGUGGCAACCAGACUUAUCGUGUAUAUUUGUCUCAUUUUUGUUGAUAUAUCGAAAACAAUAUCUCCUUAACAAGGAGAGGCAGAACGAGAAAAACUGCAUGACCUCUUCAAUACGGCGGUGUAGUCCCUCAACACUCUUUAAUACGACAAAUACGAGAUUUAUUUUUUCUCAGUGGCAGUUUGCGCUUUUAUUUUGAAGUAAGUAGCUUCAUUUCCGGUAUUAGCCUAGCUGUCUCUGGAUAACGUGACGCAGCUGAAAACGAGCUAGUUGGUGCUGUGGACUCCUCCUCCGAGUUCUCAUCUCGUUGGCUGGCCAUUUUCUGGGCCACACCCACGCCCUGUUCGCUAGUCUGGUCUGUUGUCUUUAAACAGAAAUGCCGUGAACAUUUUGCUUCUGAUUUUGAACCAACAACCUUCACGUUGGGAGUCAUGUGUGCUAACCACUAGGCCACCAUAUCAACUUGAACACUUUGCCCUCCACUGUCUGUUUCUCCUAAGGACUUAUUUGAGUGAGGAGGAUGCUGAGCCGAACAGAGCACAGAGGCGUGUGCAGGCUGCUAUCAUCAGUGAUGUCUGGAACAGAGUCUCAUACAGACAGAGAGGAGGACUACAGGUUCCUCCACAGCAUGUUGAUGGAGAAGAAGCUUCACCUGCUCUUUAAGAUCCACGAGCGUCUGAAGCGUUUUGAGAAGCGAAGCCCCAUCCCCGUCCAAGAGCACGCAGCGAGUCUGGCCUCAGAUUUGGCGGAGGAGCUGAUAUACGAAGGCUGGAGAGAUGAAGUCAAAGAACUGGUUGCCCUCUUUUCCAAACCCCACUUUAAGGGUCUCCUCUCUGUCCAUGACACAGUAGCUCAGAGAGACUUUGAGACUACUCUGCCACCAAUUCCUGAUGAAGUACUGGAGGAAGACGAGGAUUCAGUCAAAAUUGUCAGUCUGGUCAAAACCAAAGAGCCCCUGGGGGCAACAAUUAAGAGGGAUAAAUCCUCUGGGGCUAUUGUUGUGGCGAGGAUCAUGAGAGGAGGUGCAGCUGAUAAAAGUGGCCUGAUCCAUGAAGGAGAUGAGCUGAAAGAGGUGAAUGGGGUCUCACUGGAGCACAGGAAGCCAAAGGAAAUCCUUUCUUUUCUGGCUCGUUCUCAGGGUGAAGUUACAUUCAAAAUCAUUCCUGCCUCCUCCAGGGAAGAAACAUCAUCAAAUGAAAAGAAGCUGUUUUUGCGGGCUCUUUUUGACUAUGAUCCUAACGAGGAUCCCACCAUUCCAUGCAAGGAUGCAGCAGUAGCCUUUAAAAGGGGUGACGUCCUCCAGAUUGUCAGCAUGGAGGAUGACACCUGGUGGCAGGCCUGUCACCUCGGGGACUGCAGCACUCGGGCAGGGCUCAUCCCCUCACAGCAGCUCCAUGAGAGGAGAGUUGCACUACAGCGGCCUAAAGCCCUGUUCAAGCCUCGACAAGUCAAACCACCAGAUGAGGGGGAAGUCAUGGAGGAUGUAGACUACGGAGCUAUAACAGGGAUCCCCAUUGCUGGUUUAAGAAGGAGUUUCAGACUCGGGAGAAAGAGCAGUCGGGCCAGAGAAGCGGCUCAGUCCAGGAGGUGGAGCACAGGGGUACAAGGCUCAAUACGCCCCCCUACCUACAUAGAGGUGAUCCCCUACCUCAGAGACCCCAAGGGCAAACACCGUCUGGUCGUUCUGGUUGGGCCCAGCGGCGUUGGCGUUAGUGAACUGAAGAAGAGGCUCCUGAUAUCCGACCCUGACCGCUAUGGCGUCACUGUACCACACACCACACGUGAGAAGAGAAUGCAGGAGAAGGAAGGAGUGGAUUAUCAUUUUGUAUCAAUUCACAUGUUUGAAGAGGACAUUCUCAAUCAUAGGUUUAUAGAAUAUGGGAGGUACGGUGGACACUACUAUGGAACAAGUCUAGACUCUGUGAACAGAGUGAUGGCUGAGGGCAAGGUGUGCCUCUUGGAUGUGCACCCUAGUAAAAUACAGCAUGUGUACACAUCUGAAUUCAAACCAUACGUGGUGUUUGUGAAGCCCCCACGUAUCGAGGAGCUACGCCUCACCAGACGGAGAGCUAAAUUCAUCUGCGAUGAAGAGGACAAGAACUCAGUCAAGAUCUUUUCAGAGGAGGAUUUUGAGGCCAUGAUUGACUUGGCUGAAAGCAUGGAGAGCCAGUCCGGUCACUUGUUUGACAAGGUGAUUGUUAACGGAGAUAUCGCCGUGGCGUUCAGAGAGCUAAAGGCGGACCUCGAGAAGGUAGAAGAGGCAGAAGUCCAGUGGAUUCCUGCAGAGUGGAUUUGCUCCUCACCAACAAAAGCACAGAGAAGUUGUGGUCAUUUGGGCGGCUGGUUUUGAACUUUGAAUUCACAAAGAAACAAAGAAAGAAAGAAGAAAAGAACAAAAAAAAAAACAUUUCUUAAUUGUAUGUAUAAUAUAAAGUUUGAAUUUUUGUCAUAUUUUAAAUAUUUUUCCAUUUGUAAACAAUUUCUGUGAUGACCACAGUUUUCCAUACUGUCCCUUAGUGUGUAUCUAAUUAGGCAAACAGAAUCCGUCUCUCUCUCUCUCUCCCUCCGUCUGUCUCAGAGCCAGUUUUUUUGUUGCCAUUUGGCUGAAAUAACGUCGGCUCGCAGGACGGAGAAGAAGAAGAAAAAAAAAGUAAACUCUCCAGAGCUUGUGGCUGAGUGUAAUCCUUCCCUGCCAAGUUGCAAACAUCAGCAUGUAAUUAUUCUGACAGCUGCUGCACUUCAAUUAACUGUAAUGUACACCAGAGAAAUAUUAUUAGUAGCAGUCAGGGAGACAUUUUGCCAACAACAUGCUGAACAAAAUAGAGACACAAACAAGAUAAAAGUCAAUUAGACUGUAGAUGAAGAAGGGAAACCUGUGUUAUGGCUGUAUGUUUCAGAAUUGUGUACAUAUUGUAGAUGAGGACUAUAGAAGUUGAUGUUUUAACCAGUUAGAAUUAUUGUAAUAGACAUUGUAGAAUUAGCUGUUGAAUAUUUAAGGCUUGAAUUUGUGUAUUUUUAAGCACCCUACCCCACCCUUUUUUAAUACAAAAACAUAUUGAGACACUUAAAAAUAAUUGGCAGAUCCUCACCAUUAGUGACACUCCAUUAACAAAUGCUCAAAUUUGAGCAUCACAGCUGCCUUUCGGGUGCAGAUUCUACUGUUCUCCUUCACACAAGCUGCUUAAUCUAAUUCUUUUUAAUGGCUGCAUUCCUCUACAUUCAUGGUGUUUCCUUCCUUCCUUUUUUGGAUGCUGUGCUCAAUUAGGUGUGAAGGAGUGUUAAUGUGUCUAUCAUGUCGUGUUUGGGAGGAAGAGGGAGCUGCAUGAUGUGGGGAGACGGUAAUGGCUUUCAAGGGACUUGGGACCUCGCAGACAUAUGGAGAGAAAGUUACGACCGCACAUAAAAGCUUACUGUAAAAGCACAGUGAGGCUCUGCGUAGUGGAUUAGGCUGCAGGGAGGUAUUUAGUUUACUUCGGCGGGAUUAUUGUCAACAACACACAGUGUCACAAAUGGAUGAGCGGAGAUGCACUCAUUGACGUGUCUUCAUGUCUCCUGGUCACCAAAACGUACAAACCAGACUGUCAGGACAACAGUCACACUUCUGCCAGGCCUGAAGCCCGACCUCAGCCAAAGCGUGGCAGCAUAAUUUCAUCACACCACUGAGAAUUUGCAGGCACCCUCUGAGAUCAUAACGAUGCCAUUUAAGACACCGGAGUGAUCCAAUGAAAACCCACCGUUUUAUGUUCACUGCAGCUCCCACUUCAAACAUUACACAGAAGUAUGAUGUCAAUUGGUCUCGGAUAAUUUGGCUCAAUCAUGUAACUGUCUAUUUGAAGUAUGUAAAAAUAAAUACGACUGAUGUUAAACAAUA
Molecule: messenger RNA, 4243 nt
Organism: Siniperca chuatsi (mandarin fish)
Lineage: Eukaryota; Metazoa; Chordata; Actinopteri; Centrarchiformes; Sinipercidae
Product: MAGUK p55 subfamily member 7-like
Exons: 19
Coding region: 893-2722 (609 amino acids)
Biological process (GO): protein localization to adherens junction
Cellular component (GO): plasma membrane; cell-cell junction
Molecular function (GO): protein binding
Source: RefSeq, a predicted model, not a curated record